Solanum dulcamara is the source of this 883-nucleotide messenger RNA. Its product is annotated as homologous-pairing protein 2 homolog. Bases 82 to 753 code for a protein of 223 amino acids. The transcript has 6 exons. Gene Ontology annotation, molecular function: recombinase activator activity; double-stranded DNA binding. Lineage: Eukaryota; Viridiplantae; Streptophyta; Magnoliopsida; Solanales; Solanaceae. Gene Ontology annotation, cellular component: condensed nuclear chromosome; DNA recombinase auxiliary factor complex. Gene Ontology annotation, biological process: homologous chromosome pairing at meiosis; meiotic joint molecule formation; meiotic strand invasion involved in reciprocal meiotic recombination. The record is from RefSeq and is a predicted model, not a curated record.
AUUUUACCUGGAAUUCGAAACUGAGAAAUUUUGGCAGAAGCUUUUUUCCCGCGCUCUGGAGCUCUGUUAAUUUCCUAAUCAAUGGCGCCUAAAGCAGAUAGCACUGAAGGAAUCGUGCUCAAUUUCGUGAACGAGCAAAAUAGACCAUUGAAUGUCCAAAAUGCGGCAGAUGCACUGCAAAAGUUUAACCUAAAAAAAGCUGCAGUUCAAAAAGCCCUGGAUAAUCUCUGUGACAGUGGUAAGAUAUCAUUUAAAGAGUAUGGCAAGCAGAAAAUUUACCUGGCUCGGCAAGAUCAGUUUGACAUCCCAGACAGUGAAGAGCUUAAUAGAAUGAAAGAGGAAAAUUCCAAUCUACAAGAGAAGUUGAAUGAACAGAAGAAAGCCAUUAGUGAGGUUGAAGCAGAGAUGAAGUCUCUGCAGUCAAAUUUGACUCUGGAAGAGAUACACGCUAAAGAAUCCAAACUGAGAAACGAGGUUGAUGAGAUGGAAAAGAAACUAAUUAAAUUGCGGGAAGGUGUUACUCUUGUAAGUCCAGAAGAAAGAAAAGCCAUUGAGGGGUUGUAUUUGGAAGCCUUAAAUCAGUGGAGAAGGCGAAAAAGGAUGUUCAGAGAUGUAUGGGAUGCCAUAACUGAGAACUCACCCAAAAAUCCCAAAGAGUUUAAGGAGGAACUUGGAGUUGAAUAUGAUGAGGAUGUUGGUGUGAAUUUUCAGUCUUUUGCUGACCUGAUGCAACACGGCAAGAAGCGUCGCUAGACGCUAGUGAUUAUAUUUACCUGUUACAUUUUACUGCAGGAAUAUACUUGAUCAGGUGUUCUAUCAGUAUAUAUUUGUAGACUUUGGAAUUGUGUUAUCUUGACAUUUUGUAAUGUUAAUCUGCUUUUCU